AUGGCUCCGAGCAGGACCACGGGCCAGGCCGGCCUCAGGGCCGCCCGCCUGCUGCUGGCGCUCUGUGGGCUCUGGGCGGUGCUGGCCCCGGGCCAGGCCUCCCCCGGCCGCCCCUCGUGGCGCUACGUGUCCUCCGAGGUGGUGAUUCCCAGGAAGGAGCUGGGCCGUGGCAAGGGCGUCCGCGCGCCCGGCUGGCUCUCCUACAGCCUGCGCUUCGGGGGCCACAGGCACGUGAUCCACGUGCGGCGCAAGAGGCUGGUGUGGCCCCGACACCUGCUGCUCAUGACCCAGGACGAUCAGGGCGCCUUGCAGGCGGACUACCCCUUCUUCCCCUUGGACUGCUACUACCUGGGCUACCUGGAGGACGUCCCUCUCUCCAUGGUCACCGUGGACACCUGCUACGGGGGUCUGCAGGGGAUCAUGAAGCUGGAUGACCUUGCCUACGAAGUCAAGCCCCUCCGGGGCUCCCCCACCUUUGAACACGUCGUGUCUCAGCUCGUGGCAGACGCCAACGCCACGGGGCCCACAUACCGGCUGGGGGAGGAGCAGGUUGUGGACCCCCAGCUCGCCCGAGCCAACGUCCUUGUGGGCCCCCGGUUAUCCAAUAAGAUUUUUGCAUCCCAUGUGGCACGUAUAAAAGCCCUGCUCUUCGGCUCCAAGUCAACGCACGACAUGUUUGGCAACGUGUCCAAGACCGCCCAGUUCCUCAUGCAGAUGGCCAGCCUGAUGGACACGCUGCUGCAGGGCCUGGACAUCAGGUACUACAUUGGCAGCCUCAUCGUAUACAACAAGGGGGACCCCACGAGCCUGACGCCUUACCAUUAUCGUAACAGCCCCUUCUCGCUGUACUACCAGCGCUCCCUGUUCAUGGCCCUCUUACCCCACUCCGCGUUCAUGCUGAUCCGGGAGGGGCCCCACGAGCUCGAGUACUUGGUGGAGCCCUACAAGGUGUGCUUUGGGUUCAACAUGCUCAUGCUGGGCCACCUCGGCAGACACGUCCUCCAGCUGUCCAUCUUAGCUACCCAUCAGACCGCCAAGAACAUUGGCGUGUUUGUUGACGGAGAAUACUGCACCUGCCAGCGGCGGACCACCUGCAUCAUGAACCUGUACCCGGUGCUGACGGACGCCUUCAGCAACUGCUCUUUCGUGCACCUCCAGCAUGUAAUGCGGAACCCACUUGUGAUGGCAUGCCUGUAUGACCAAGGCAGGGAAUACUACAACAAGAGCCUGACCCACGAGCGCUGCGGGAACAGUGUUCUGGACGCUUCCGAGCAGUGCGACUGCGGCUCCUUCAAGCAGUGCUACAGCAACUCCUGCUGUAAAACCGACUGCAAGUUCACGCCCCAGAGCGUCUGCGACACCGGGCUCUGCUGCACCAACUGCAAGUUCUCCCCGGCCGGCACGCUCUGCAGACCCGCCGUCAGCAUCUGCGACCUUCCGGAGUACUGCCGGGGCGACACCCGGGCCUGCCCCCGGAACGUCCACAUGCAGGACGGAACCCCGUGCUCCGAGGAGGGCUACUGCUACCGUGGAAACUGCACGGACCGCACCAUGCACUGCAGGGAGAUCUUUGGGGAGCACGCCCACGACGCCCCUGAUGCCUGCUACGCGAUCAACAUCAGGGGCAAGCGCUUUGGACACUGCAGGAGAGAGAGGGGUAAAAAUAGCUACGUGGGUUGUCAUGCCGCGGACGUGAAGUGCGGACGGCUGCAGUGUGCCAACGUGACCCAUCUCCCCCGGCUGCAGGAGCACGUCGGAUUCCACCAGUCUUUGCUGGCAGGGUCCUGGUGCUUUGGGGUGGAUGAGCACCGAGGCACGGAAACCACGGACGUCGGCCACGUGAGAAAUGGCACCCCCUGUGCCCGUGACUUGUUGUGUCUCGAAAACCGAUGCAGCGGGCGCAUCACCGACAUAGGCUACGACUGUCUGCCCACGAAGUGCAGCCUCCGAGGGGUCUGCAACAGCAACAGGAACUGCCACUGCCACGUGGGCUGGGACCCUCCCAGGUGCCUGAAGCGUGGCGCGGGCGGGAGUGUGGACAGCGGCCCCCCGCCCAGAAUGUACCGCUCAGUCAAACAGAGCGAGAUGCCCCUGGUCAUCCUGAGAAUAGUCUUCGCGCGCAUUUACACCCUCAUAGCUGCGCUGCUGUUCGGCGUGGCCACAAACGUGCGGACGAUCGUGACCACCAAAGUCAAAGAAGUCACGGUGGACGAAGAGAAAGCCAAAACGGACGAGGACCAGCCAAACACCCCCCUCACGGCCCGGGCGAAGCCCGAGAAGUAG
Talpa occidentalis (Iberian mole) is the source of this 2283-nucleotide messenger RNA. RefSeq names its product disintegrin and metalloproteinase domain-containing protein 21-like. Gene Ontology annotation, cellular component: plasma membrane; sperm head plasma membrane; external side of plasma membrane. Gene Ontology annotation, molecular function: metalloendopeptidase activity. Gene Ontology annotation, biological process: proteolysis; male gonad development. The transcript has a single exon. Lineage: Eukaryota; Metazoa; Chordata; Mammalia; Eulipotyphla; Talpidae. The coding region runs from base 1 to 2283 and encodes 760 amino acids. The record is from RefSeq and is a predicted model, not a curated record.